GAUAAGACUGGAGAGAGUGAGAGAGAGGAGAUGAGCGGGUGUUUUCCGGCGCCGGCGGUGAUCUCCGGUGCGGCAAUCACUCAGAUUGUUUGGGGCAGAAGAACAUAUCCGGUGUCUCAAUUCUCAAUCUUCUCCUCAACCUCGUCUUGGUUUGUUUACAAUCACAGUAAGCAUUAUGAUCGGAGAAGAAGGCGGAGGCUUUCGAUAUCGGAAGAACGGAGAGCUCUAUACGGCGUCGGCGUUUCAUUACAGCAACAAUGGGACUGUGAAAGUGAAAAUGAAAGAAGAGAAGAUAACGAAUGGGUGGUGGUGAAUUUCUACCAGUUUGUGAUGAUCGAAGACGCGGAGGGAGAGGUGGCCAAGCAUCUGAGAUUCUUGGAGGGUCUUGAUAUACGUGGCAGGAUAUACGUGAACGAGCAAGGGAUCAACGCCCAGUACAGUGGGCCGAGGAGAGACGCGGUUGCGUAUGUUGAAUGGGUGAGAGAGGAUGAGAGAUUUGCUGACGUGUUGGUGCAGAUUUCUGCAGCGCCAAAUGGGCAUGCGUUUCCUAAGCUCAAGCUGCGGUAUAAGCCUUCACUGGUUCAGUUGGAAGGAGGUAUUAGUCAUCUUCCUUUGCUGGACCCUGCAAUGCGAGCUACACCUCUAGCGCCGUCCGAGUGGAGGAAGAGAUUGGAGACGGUGAACACUGCUGAUGCUGCAACUCAAAGUCCGAAUGCGGACUAUAUUCUUUUGGAUGUGAGAAAUGGUUAUGAGUGGGAUAUUGGUCAUUUUAGCGGGGCUCGAAGGCCAGAUGUGGACUGCUUCAGGAGCACUUCGUUUGGGCUAUCUCAACCAGAGGUCAUUGAUGCAGAUCCAUUAGCAGACGUUGAUAAAGAAACAGAUAUAUUGAUGUAUUGCACUGGAGGUAUCCGGUGUGAUGUAUACUCCACAAUCCUAAGGCAACAGGGCUUUCAAAAUGUAUACACCUUAAAGGGGGGUGUCUCUCAUUAUCUAAAAAAUGAAGGUUCUGUAAAGUGGGUUGGGAAUUUGUUUGUGUUUGACUCUCGUCUUUCUCUCUCCCCUGAUACCUACAAGCCUGAAGCCAUAACCGAACCAAGCAGAGUUGAAGUUGAAGUUUCAGAGAACAACACAUUUGCCAGAUGCUACAUAUGUGGUUUACAAGUCUGUGAGUUAAGGCAUCGAAACUGUGCAAAUCUUGACUGCAACCUACUUCAUCUAUGCUGUAUGAACUGUGUGGAGAAUUUAAGAGGAUGUUGCUGUUCAAAGUGCACAACUGCUCCUCGACUUAGACCUGUUCUUCAAGGUCCCCAUAGAUAUGAAAAAUGGCACACGUACCGGGAUUUGACAUCACAAACCAAGUCGACAGUUUGAUCACAAGUCUAAGGCAGAAAUUGUGGUCAACAACUUAUUUGUGCUCCUUGUCAAAAAAUGAAAAGAAACUUGUUUGUGCUCCUGUUUGAAACAAGGCUUGUUAGCUAGUGGGGAUGGAACUCAUGGAAGUUAGUUUUGUGUGCGUGUAUACAAAAGCAAAGUUCAGCUUGUGAUAUAUGAUAACCGGAGUUUAUAC
Molecule: messenger RNA, 1567 nt
Organism: Fragaria vesca subsp. vesca
Lineage: Eukaryota; Viridiplantae; Streptophyta; Magnoliopsida; Rosales; Rosaceae
Product: rhodanese-like domain-containing protein 8, chloroplastic-like
Exons: 7
Coding region: 31-1371 (446 amino acids)
Source: RefSeq, a predicted model, not a curated record